Molecule: messenger RNA, 2286 nt
Organism: Phytophthora infestans T30-4
Lineage: Eukaryota; Oomycota; Peronosporomycetes; Peronosporales; Peronosporaceae
Exons: 4
Coding region: 1-2286 (761 amino acids)
Source: RefSeq, a predicted model, not a curated record
AUGCUGGACUUGCUGUCGCCUCUGCGCGGCUACAUUGCGCAGAACCUACAGUUCUAUCUAAGCAAGUACAUCGAGGACAUCCAGCUCGAAGGAUUCGGGCUUUUCGGGGGCGACCUGGUGCUCAAUGAUCUGGAAAUUAAGCGCCAUGUUCUCCGCGAGAGUCUCGAGAUCCCGUCAAGCUUUGACUUUUCGCGCGGCUUUAUCCGUGAGCUUCGUAUCCACAUCCCGUGGACGCAGUUGCUCUCUCAGCCCAUCGAAGUGAAGCUCUACACCAUUGAGCUUAUCCUUACGGGCAAGAAUAGCGCAGCCAGAACCUCUUCGGUGGAUGCAGCAGUCGAUAGAGAGCCUGAGAUCGAUCAGCCCAAGUCCGGGUGGAUCCACGACAUGCUGCAGAAAAUCCUAGCCAAUGUGAGCGUGCAGAUCAAUAACCUAGUGCUCAAAUACGAGCAUGAUGACGUUGUAUUCUCCAUCGCACUGGGGACUCUCGAUUUCUAUUCUGCUAGUGAGAGCGAUGGGUGGAAACGCAGCUUUGAGGAGCUGAAAGGAGGUCGACGAGCAAUUUGCAAGAGGAUCGAUGCAAAAGACGUUACAAAUUUUUUAGAUAGAUACAAAAGCGAUGGAGCUGCAAAAGAAGAUACGAGACAGGGCACGGUACGACGGAAGGUGGUGGGAUACGAAGUACCAGUGCUGAACAGAACAUCGGUGUCAGUCCGAGCAAAGUUGCAGCUAUUUCCUAGUGCGGCGAAGGAUGACCACAGAAGCAAAUCGACGUCUCCUGCGUUGCCCAUGCACCAGCAGCCACCUGUGGCGAAUCUUGACCGAGCCGAAGGAAAUAUUUUGGAUGUGGAUGGAUUAUUCGCGUACAGGCCAUCCGUUAUGUGUGACCCGUUUUACUAUUACUCGUGCAAUCGCUCAAGUGUGACGGCCAUGUACGAGGUGGACGUUUUUAUUGGCAAACUAUUUUUUUCGGUCAGUGAUAGACAAUUAGAGAUGCUGAACCAACUUAUACAGAGCGCCAGUCGCAAGAUUGACCAAGCUCACGAGCUAUCCUACCAAGUACGAAACUGUAAUUGCGUGAACACUCAAAAAGUGGGUGGCACAUCUACGAAGCAAGAAUCGUGGUUCGGUUGGGCAAUGAACGCCCUGGGUGCUGCUGAAAACGAGGAAGAGGACGGGCUAGUUUCCGAGCUGCUUGCGGAAACAAGCGGGGCUUUGCUAAAUGGCCAACCGGCAGCGAGUGACUCUGGUGAAGAUAUGCUGGUUCCGAGUGGCCCAGUCACAAAAACGUCAUGUGUACGGGUGUGUGUCAGUUCAGCCUUUUUAACGCUCCGUAAGCAUGAACAGGAAGUGGAGGUGGAGCUUCAAGAUUCCACGAUUGUGGAGGACGGAGAAGAGUUCGUUCCUGUGGCAAAUCUUGGCAUGGUGAAGGUUUCUCUUCAAACAAAGAAGCAAAAAGUAGCUCGACCAGCGGUGCCAAUUUUCCACUUGACUCUCAGUUAUAUUGCUCUCGAAAUGCUGCUAGCGCGAGGACAGGAGCAAAGCGGGAUGGACCUGGUAUUUGAAGUCGAAAAAGUGGAACUCGCGUCUGCUACGACCAGCGAAAAUCUAGAGGACAUGAAAUGCAAGAAAGGAGAAGUGUUGCUUGCAUGGGGCUCAAUCGACGCAUCUCACUUCUCCGAUUGCGUCUCGCACCCAUACUUCAUUAGUUCAUUCUUUGGAGAGGAAACAACGCGGCUGAAUCAGCGUGAAAGUCGAAGCUUUGAAAUUGUCAAAGUGAAUCUAGAUGCUAACAUCCCUAUUUGGAAAACAGUAGGCGUUGAGGGAGGUAGAAGAGACUCAGAUGAGAACUCAGACUUCCCGUGCGAUUGUUUUACGACAUGGAACGGCGAAUACAUCCGCUGUAUCCCGAUGACCACUAUAUCUCGAAUAUGCAAGCAUACAAUCAGGCUGAUUGGAUUCAAAGAACGAGUCCUCGAUGAGGGGAUUUUAUCAAAUGCCGUCUCGACAGCUUGGGCUUCGAGUGGGUUUCCUAUUUCAAUCUCUGAAGGAGUAGCGCGUGCUUUGAGUUCAGCCGCGGAUGAAUAUCGAGUACAUCGCGACCUAGAUCUUGGAGCACUAGAUAAUCUAGCGCUACUGCUCCAGCCGCAGCUAGUCACUCUAUUUUCUCGUUACGCGCUUCAUUCGUGCUCAGUGGCUUCUCUCCAUCCAUCAUCUGGUUCCUCAAAUAUUCGCCACCGAAGCGUUCAUUCGGCUGUGCGCAUGCGGUCAGCAUCGACGAGGAGUUGA